GAGCCGGGAGGAGGAAGGCGGCGGCAGCGGUUCCUUGUGCCCGCUCGGGCUGUCUAGCCCUCCGAGACCUCCGGCCCGCGGAGCCUCUUCCACCCGGGCAGCCCCGGGCCCCUGCCCUAUGUCCCGCAAGGCAAGCGAGAAUGUGGAGUACACGCUGCGGAGCCUGAGCAGCCUCAUGGGUGAGCGGCGCAGGAAGCAGCAGGAGCCGGACGCGGCGAGCACGGCUGGGGAGCGCAGCCUCCUGGCGGCCGCCGAGUCCAGCGCCAGCCUGCAGGGCUCGGGCGGCGGCGGCGUCGGGGACCUGGAGCGUGCGGCGCGGAGGCAGUUCCAGCAGGACGAGACCCCCGCCUUCGUGUACGUGGUGGCGGUCUUCUCCGCGCUGGGCGGCUUCCUGUUCGGCUAUGACACCGGGGUGGUGUCGGGGGCCAUGCUGCUGCUCAAGCGGCAGCUCAGCCUGGACGCGCUGUGGCAGGAGCUGCUCGUGUCCAGCACGGUGGGGGCGGCCGCAGUCUCGGCGCUGGCUGGCGGGGCCCUCAACGGCGUCUUCGGCCGCCGCGCCGCCAUCCUGCUGGCCAGUGCCCUCUUCACCGCCGGCUCCACGGUGCUGGCUGCGGCGAACAACAAGGAGACGCUGCUCGCCGGCCGCCUGGUUGUAGGGCUCGGCAUCGGCAUUGCUUCUAUGACAGUGCCAGUGUACAUCGCUGAGGUCUCACCCCCCAAUUUAAGAGGUCGAUUAGUCACCAUUAAUACCCUCUUCAUCACGGGAGGGCAGUUCUUUGCAAGUGUUGUUGAUGGAGCCUUCAGUUAUCUCCAGAAAGAUGGAUGGAGGUACAUGCUGGGACUUGCAGCAAUUCCAGCAGUCAUACAGUUUUUUGGCUUUCUCUUUUUACCUGAAAGCCCUCGAUGGCUUAUUCAGAAAGGACAGACUCAAAAGGCCCGUAGAAUUUUAUCUCAGAUGCGUGGUAACCAGACCAUUGAUGAGGAGUAUGAUAGCAUCAAAAACAACAUUGAAGAAGAGGAAAAAGAGGUUGGCUCAGCUGGACCUGUGAUCUGCAGAAUGCUGAGUUAUCCCCCAACUCGCCGAGCUUUAAUUGUGGGUUGUGGCCUACAAAUGUUCCAACAGCUCUCAGGCAUUAACACCAUCAUGUACUACAGUGCAACCAUUCUGCAGAUGUCUGGUGUUGAAGAUGACAGACUUGCAAUAUGGCUGGCUUCAGUUACAGCCUUCACAAAUUUCAUUUUCACACUUGUGGGUGUCUGGCUUGUUGAGAAAGUGGGUCGCAGAAAGCUUACGUUUGGUAGUUUAACAGGUACCACCGUAGCACUCAUUAUUCUUGCUUUGGGAUUUCUGCUAUCAGCCCAGGUUUCUCCACCCAUCACUUUUCAUCCAAUACCUCCUUUAGAUCAGAACACUUCUUGCACAAGAUACAGUUACUGUAAUGAAUGUAUGUUGGAUCCAGACUGCGGUUUCUGCUAUAAGAUGAAUAAAUCAGCCGUCAGUGACUCCUCCUGUGUUCCAGUGAAUAAAGCAUCUACAAACGAGGCAGCCUGGGGCAGGUGUGAAAAUGAAACCAAAUUCAAAACAGAAGAAGUAUUUUGGGCUUACAAUUUCUGCCCUACUCCAUACUCCUGGACUGCACUUCUGGGCCUUAUUUUAUAUCUUGUUUUCUUCGCACCUGGAAUGGGACCAAUGCCUUGGACUGUGAAUUCUGAAAUAUAUCCCCUUUGGGCAAGAAGUACAGGAAAUGCAUGUUCAUCUGGGAUAAAUUGGAUUUUCAAUGUUCUGGUUUCAUUGACAUUUUUACACACAGCGGAGUAUCUUACAUACUAUGGAGCCUUCUUCCUCUAUGCUGGAUUCGCUGCUGUGGGUCUCCUUUUCAUCUAUGGCUGUCUUCCUGAGACCAAAGGGAAAAAAUUAGAGGAAAUUGAAUCACUCUUUGACAACAGGCUAUGUACAUGUGGUGCUUCAGAUUCUGAUGAAGGGAGAUAUAUUGAAUAUAUUCGGGUGAAGGGAAGUAACUAUCAUCUUUCUGACAAUGACGCUUCUGAUGUGGAAUAAUUGUCAGCUGCUGAUAUAUUUAGUCAUUUAAACAAACUUGGGAGAGAAGAACAGCAAUUGGUGACCUCACUGCCCUGCUUUUAAUCUGGUUCUUUCCACAGUCUAGUUUUGAAUUUCAUAUUCUAGAAUAUUUGAUUCCAAGGAAGAUACAAUCACAAUGACAUUUUUUUUCACAAGCAGAGA
This is a messenger RNA of Kogia breviceps (pygmy sperm whale), 2242 nucleotides long. RefSeq names its product solute carrier family 2 member 13 (gene SLC2A13). The record is from RefSeq and is a predicted model, not a curated record. Gene Ontology annotation, molecular function: myo-inositol:proton symporter activity. NCBI's taxonomy places the organism in Eukaryota, Metazoa, Chordata, Mammalia, Artiodactyla, Physeteridae. Gene Ontology annotation, biological process: myo-inositol transport; transmembrane transport. Gene Ontology annotation, cellular component: apical plasma membrane.